GAAUUCCUGGAAAAUUAUUUCCUGGGAAUUUUUACAUGUGAGGCAAUUCUGAAAAUAGUUGCCCUCGGAUUUGUGCUGCAAUCUGGGGCCUACUUGCGCAACGUCUGGAACCUUCUUGAUUUCACUGUCGUGAUCACAGGCUACAUCACGGUGUUUGCUCAAACAGGAACAGGAAUUGACCUACGAACGCUAAGAGCUGUUCGCGUUUUACGACCGCUCAAACUGGUUUCCGGAAUACCUAGUCUUCAGGUUGUCCUCAAGUCCCUCAUCAAAGCAAUGGCUCCUCUCCUGCAAAUAGGUCUUUUGGUCCUCUUCGGAAUAGUCGUUCUUGCGAUCGUGGGACUGGAGUUCUACGGUGGCGGGUUCCAUCUUACUUGCUUCGAUGAACAAAAUCCCCAAGAAUUGCCAAAUUCCAUCCCCACCGUGGCUCGCUUAGUGCCAUGUGUGAUCACUAAUGACACUCACACCCAUGGAAAAGGUGUCCCACCUGGUGCUUUCGUCUGCCCCACCGGCUAUGUCUGCAAAGGAUACUGGGAGGGACCCAAUUUUGGCAUCACUAGCUUUGACAACAUCGGCUACUCCAUGCUCACCGUCUUUCAAUGCAUCACCAUGGAGGGCUGGACGGAUAUCAUGUCCUCUGUAAGUAGUCUCACCUUCUCCUUGAGCCAAAGCUCCUCAGCCCUGUCAUCCACACCACCUCACUCGCAUUACUCUUCCAUGCCUUUGCAGACGGACUUUGCCUUCGGAAACCGCUUCAAUUUCUACUAUUUCCUUACUCUCAUUGUUGUUGGGUCAUUUUUCAUGCUUAAUCUCGUCCUCGGUGUGCUGAGUGGGUAA
Molecule: messenger RNA, 837 nt
Organism: Hydatigera taeniaeformis
Lineage: Eukaryota; Metazoa; Platyhelminthes; Cestoda; Cyclophyllidea; Taeniidae
Source: the annotation of a GenBank genome assembly